This is a messenger RNA of Capsella rubella, 1536 nucleotides long. Its product is annotated as mitochondrial fission protein ELM1. Gene Ontology annotation, biological process: mitochondrial fission. Lineage: Eukaryota; Viridiplantae; Streptophyta; Magnoliopsida; Brassicales; Brassicaceae. Gene Ontology annotation, cellular component: mitochondrial outer membrane. The record is from RefSeq and is a predicted model, not a curated record. The coding region runs from base 46 to 1257 and encodes 403 amino acids. The transcript is spliced from 11 exons.
GCGUUUUUCCCAAAUCUCUCUGAAUUGUCGUCACUCAAACUGUAAAUGUUACGAACACAGCCACCGGAACCGGUCGUCAACGGUUUAUCGGACGAUCGACAUGGAAGUGUUUUUGGCGCGGUGAAACGAGCUAUUGUGAUCGGAAACGGCUGCGCCGGCGCGGAGAAUCAGUGCAUCGGCCUUAUUCGAUCCUUAGGCCUCUUCGAUCGCCACCUCUAUUAUAGUGUCACUAGGCCAAAAGGUGGAAUCAAUAGAUACCUUCAAUGGCUUCCUAUAUUUCUCUACAAAAGAAUUCAUCGUUUUAUCAGCAGUAUCUGUGCCGGAUUCUCCAUAAACGCUAUUGGAAUCAUGGAUGAUCUUGAUGUAGCUGAUGCGAAGCAGAUUGCUACUAUGGCUCGUAGUACGUUUGAUAAGUAUGGAGCGUUGUUAGUGGUGGCAUCUGGUAGUGAUACUAUAUCUGUUGCAAGCUCCAUAAGACGACUAGCUAUGGAAAAUGUCUUUGUUGUCCAGGUGCAACAUCCAAGGUCACGUCUCGAGAGAUUUGAUCUAGUGAUCACACCUCGUCAUGAUUAUUAUCUUUUAACACCUGAAGGGAAGAGGCAGAUUCCUUUCUUUCUUCGGCCAUGGGUAACUCCACGUGAACCUCCAGGUAGAAAUGUGUUUCUCACUACUGGAGCUCUUCAUAACAUUGACGCUUCUACUCUGAGAAAUGCUAGUUUGGAAUGGCAGGACGAGUUUGCUUCACUGUCAAAACCUUUGGUUGUAGUUAAUAUUGGAGGACCUACAAGAAACUGUUUGUAUGGUGUUGAUCUUUCGAAGAAUUUGUGUGCCAUGCUUCAGAGUAUCCUCUGGAGCUGUGGAAGCCUAAGAAUAUCUUUCUCAAGAAGAACACCGAAGAAGGUUGCAGACAUUAUAACUAGAGAACUGAGCUCUAACUCUAAGGUCUACAUUUGGGAUGGAAAAGACCCUAAUCCGCAUUUGGGACAUCUUGCUUUAGCCGAUACUUUUGUCAUAACUGCUGACUCUAUAAGUAUGUUGAGUGAGGCAUGUAGUACCGGGAAACCCAUUUAUGUUGUGGGGGCUGAACGGUGUACAUGGAAAUUUUCUGACUUCCAGAAGACUCUCCAUGAAAGAGGGGCUGUUCGACCAUUAACCGGCAAAGAAGAUCUUGUAUGGAUUUCACUUUAUAUGACAAGAUGCGUGAGAAGUGGAGCUACUGUCCUCUUAACGAUAAUGCAGAAGCUGCGAGGCGCGUGAUUCAAGAUCUGGCAAAGCGUGGCUGGAAAAUUGAGACAUGACCCUUCUUUGAGUUCUUUCCCUCCACAAGUUUUCUAGCGUAGCUAAAUUUUUACCAUAGAAUACAGUUAUUUUUUUCCUCGGUGGAAGCUUAGUGCGCUAGUCGAACUCAAAGUCAUAUACUUAGCUCAUUGUUUGGAUUACUAGCGAUUGAAUUUUGUUAGUUCUUUUUGUUUUAUCCGUUUGGAUGUAUUUGGAUCUACUGAUUAGUUGGAAUAAAGUUUGAAAACUUUUUACAUA